AAUUCUAGAAGCAGAGGCAGGUGUUUACUCCUUCUCCUUCACCUUCAAUAUCUAUAAAUAUUACAUAACCGCGGUUGUUGAAUGAAUCAUCAUCUGUAGAGUUAUAGUAGUUUGAUCAUUGAUGGCGUCCAAACGCAUCUUGAAGGAGCUCAAAGAUUUACAGAAGGAUCCCCCAACAUCAUGCAGUGCAGGUCCGGUUGGUGAAGAUAUGUUUCACUGGCAAGCAACGAUUAUGGGUCCAACUGAUAGCCCUUAUACCGGCGGAGUCUUUCUCGUUUCUAUUCAUUUUCCUCCUGAUUAUCCUUUUAAGCCCCCUAAGGUUGCAUUUAGGACUAAAGUUUUCCACCCUAAUAUUAAUAGCAAUGGCAGUAUAUGUUUAGAUAUUCUUAAGGAGCAGUGGAGUCCAGCACUUACAAUUUCCAAGGUUUGAUUUUACUAUUUUCUCCCUUGUUAUUUUUAUCAUCAUUCUGCUUAAUUUAAUUAUCGAUUUUAUAUGACAUCAUAAUUAAUUGUUGGGGUUUGUCUUCUUUAAUUAACCAAAUAUGUGUAGAGUUGUGAGUGUUCCUCACAAUAUUAUGAGGAAGUUUACUUAUAUGGCUAUAUUUUUCAUUAUCCUUACUACUCGUGGUU
Pistacia vera is the source of this 630-nucleotide messenger RNA. RefSeq names its product ubiquitin-conjugating enzyme E2-17 kDa-like. The record is from RefSeq and is a predicted model, not a curated record. Lineage: Eukaryota; Viridiplantae; Streptophyta; Magnoliopsida; Sapindales; Anacardiaceae. The coding region runs from base 122 to 430 and encodes 102 amino acids. The transcript is spliced from 3 exons.